Iphiclides podalirius (scarce swallowtail) is the source of this 210-nucleotide messenger RNA. The record is from the annotation of a GenBank genome assembly. Lineage: Eukaryota; Metazoa; Arthropoda; Insecta; Lepidoptera; Papilionidae.
AUGAUAAACCCCGUGAAGGUGCCUCGAAAUUGGCCGGUGUUCCGUUUGAGGGGAAUUUCACUCGCACGGGCGCUGAAUCCAUUAUUCAUCGGCAGCGCUUUCUUGCUGCGGCCCCCUUACUUAGUAUCGGACAAUCUGAAACGGGACUGGCUGCCGAUAGAGCCAGCCACGCGGCCCGUCGUCCAAUUUGCUGACAGUGUUCGCUUAACU